ACAUACGCCAACACCGCUGCCUGCCUGCCUGCCUCCAACUGCGCUCCUGACUCGGCGUUUCCAUGGGGAAGAAGAAGAAAUUCAUCGACAAGAAAAAGUCAGCUACUUUCCAAUUACUCGCACGCGAUUCUUCUGAUCCCAGCUAUGACGGAACCCCCGACAACGACCGUAUCUUCGUCCGUGUUGACAAUAACCCUGUCUCUGCUGCCAGCUUUGUUGGCUCUGAUGAACCUUGUGGCGGCGGCGAUGAUGACCCAAAUUCGAUAUUCGCUGACGCACCUGAGGACUAUGAAGGUGACGAGAAUGAUGCCGAGGUACUCGGCAACUCCAUGCUUGGGUGGAGUGGGAAUUCGAGUACUGCUGCUGGGACAUUGCCGGAGCAUGUGCGAAGGGAGGUUUUGGAGUUAGGUUUUCCAGAUGACGGGUAUAAUUAUUUGCUCCAUCUGAGAGAGAUUAAGAAUACCGGUGGCGGCUCCGCUUUUUAUCACAACCCCAAGUUUAGGGCUGAUCUUGUUCCUCAUGAUGUAAAGGCCUAUGAUGCAUCACGGUUACAAAUUUCCGAAGUGAAUGAAGAGUACAAUGACAAGUCCAUCUACAGUGUUGCAUCCAGGACUACAAAUGUGAGGGUUCAGAAAGGUGUAGAUCCUGAAGUGGCUGCAUUGCUUGACGAUAGUGAUUUGUCACGGUUUGGCUCUGAUGGUGAAGACUUGGAGGAAGACUUUGUUGUCCAGGCAAACCUUCCAGCAGAAGAAGAAGAAGACAAGCCCCACAUAUGUAACAGAACGAAUUCUACUGAUGAGUGUGUUAUAGAUAGAAACAAUGUGGAAAUAUUGCAUGCCUCUGCUAGUUCCAAAGUUUCUAAUGCUCUUGAGCCCCUGGAUGGAUCUACAAAAGGUGUUGUAGAAGUAGAUUGUGUCAAUGAAAAGCCAAGAGUUCGGCGGCUUUUGGAUGAACAGUUUGAUUUACUUGAACGUCAAGAGUAUGGAACUGAUGAUGAUGAUGAUGAUUAUGAUUAUAAUUGCUAUCAAGCUGAAGAUGAAUCUCUUGCUGCUAAGCUCAAACGUUCUCUUAAUGGCCGUGCGGUGGAUGACCUAGAGCUUAAUGAUGACGAAUAUAAGGUUCCUGCAGAUUUAGUGAAGGAUAAAGAGGCAUUGAAAAGUGAUGAGCAAGAUGGCUCUGCUGCUGAUGUAAUUCGCCUCUGCAAGGAAUAUGCUCAGAGGUAUGAAAAUGAAGAAGAAGAAGAAGAAGAAGAAGAAGAAGAAGACAAGGAUGUUGUUAUGGAAGAAAGUAGUGAUGAAUCAGAAGUUUGGGAUUGCGAGACAAUUGUGUCUACAUACUCAAAUUUAGAUAAUCACCCUGGGAAAAUUGGAGCACCUGAAGCAACUAGGAAGAAAAAAUUGUCUCAAGCUGUUUCUGCAGCAAUGAGUUCCUCUAGUCAUAAAAUAUCCCUUAAAGGAAAAGAGAAAAUCCCUUUGGACUUCUUGCCUGGUAGUAGAAUGCCUGCUGCAGGAAAAGAGAAAGCCGUGAACACUAUGAAAGCUGAACAGCACAGGAGAAAACAGCAUGGGCAAGAGUCAAAGGAGGAGAAGAAAGAACGGAAGGCUGCCGUGAAGGAGGAAAGGCGAGAGGCACGCCGCCUGAAGAAAGAAAUGAAAGGGCUUUACAACCAUGAAGCACAUCGAGGACAAAGAGUUGCUGCUGUAUCGGGCCCUACUACCAUUCCUCUUUUGUAAGCUAUAAGCUAUACGUGUUUUCAUCCAUGAGUGGGUCUUCCAUUCCACUGUCAUGAAGUGAGGUGUUAUCAGUCGUUGCUAUUUCUCAUAAGAGUAAGAAUGUCUCUAUGCAUGGCUAUGGUGGUGCCUUGGUUUCGGCUGAGACAGGUUGUGAUAGCUUAUCUAUGCCCCAAGCAGAAUGGGUUUGUGGGGUUUUUGAUGUUAGCGUUUGGUUAGUAGACUAAAAGUUAUGGAAAGUCUUCCAUUUUUUGGGAGUUGGGGGGUUAAGCUGAGUUGACAUGGUUUAUAGAACCAAUCAUGAGAUUAUUAAUAAUAUGUUUUUUUCGCACGAAUUAUGACUGAUCAAAUUUUGAAGGGGGACCUUUCUU
Neltuma alba is the source of this 2101-nucleotide messenger RNA. Its product is annotated as protein LTV1 homolog. Lineage: Eukaryota; Viridiplantae; Streptophyta; Magnoliopsida; Fabales; Fabaceae. Bases 63 to 1733 code for a protein of 556 amino acids. The record is from RefSeq and is a predicted model, not a curated record. Gene Ontology annotation, cellular component: preribosome, small subunit precursor; nucleus; cytosol. Gene Ontology annotation, biological process: ribosomal small subunit biogenesis; ribosomal small subunit export from nucleus. The transcript is spliced from 5 exons.